This is a messenger RNA of Podarcis muralis (Common wall lizard), 6240 nucleotides long. The record is from RefSeq and is a predicted model, not a curated record. Lineage: Eukaryota; Metazoa; Chordata; Lepidosauria; Squamata; Lacertidae.
GGGCGGGGUAUAAAUAAAAAUUAUUAUUAUUAUUAUUAUUAUAUUAUUAUUAUUAUCAUCAUCAUGUGGGUGCAUGCAGAAAUUAUGAAGGUGCAGCCUAAGCCCUGGUUAAUUAAAAAAAAAUCAUGGGAGAGAUUUGGUCAUAAAGCCAGGUUUACCUUACAUCCAUCCCCAUCCUAACAGAUUGCCCGGGACCUGGGUGGUCCUUUGCUGCCGCAUUUCAGCAUUUGAUUGUCAUUUGUAAAAUGAGAAGAACAGAGAGUAAGAUGAGCGUGGUGCACCUCUGAAGUGCUGCAAAAAAAUUUGUAGUUUACUUUGGCUCCAAUCCAGAGAGUGUUUGCGCUGGUGGAGCAAAUCAGUUGGAGAUGUGGGUUUCUUACAUUUGUUUUCCCAGCCAGCUGAGUCUGCUUGACUGGCAAUUCACCAUACAAAAUGCCCCAAGGAGAGUUGCCUUGGCGACAGCCUGUAAACUAAACAGUCUGAAUGUAGCUCUGUACAUGGGAUGGGGGUAGGGGAGCCUGAAGCAGAAAUCAUUCAGUGGGCUCUGCAGUCAAGGCCAGAACACUGGGAGUCCUAUACACCUGGGGAACUCUAAGCUAACAUGCUUGGAGUGUCAUUGUUGGGAGAAGCAAAUUGCAGGUAAGCCAGAACCACAGUGUUACUUCAUUUUUUAUUUUGUUUCCUCUUUUUCGCAUAUGAAGUUCAGUGGGUUACAGAUGAUAUGAGCACGUUUUACUAAUUAUUAGUAUUAUUAGCUAAUUGAAUUCUGCACUUUUUGUGUUAAUGACACAAUUGGGAGUCCAAUUUGUAUAAGAAUAAUCAGUGUUGGGCUAAAUUCAUAUUAUGCAUCAGUUGGUGGCAGGGAUUUAUAAAUGAGUGGAAGACCAGCAUACUUUAACAUAAUUCAUUCUUCCUCAUAUUGCGCUCCAUCACCAGAUGAAUGGGCUCUGUCCCUUUAACCUUCACUCUGGAUAUAUGGACUUCAUUCUUCAUCACAAAGCUCCUCUCUUCCCUCAGUUCAUGGGACUCACGGAUGCAAGUCCAUGUUGUUGUGCCAGGUGUGAAUCUUGAGUGAGUCUUUGCUCUUUACAAGUUAAAGACUACUGACUUAGAAGAUGGAUGGGAAAAGUAUUUGAAAGCACAAAUUAUAGCACUGGAUUUGCUCCCUCAACUUUUGCAGACAAUGUAAGCAACAUUAGUUUAUAGUUUAUUAUUUUAUAUUUUAAGGAAACAUAUGCACGCAUUAAAGACAGCAUUAGAAAAAUAUUUUAACAUUCUAUUUCUAUAAAGUUUAAUUAAAACAUCCCACUCAUGCAAAAAGGCCAUAGAUAAUUUAAAAUUAAAGUCCUGGUGAACAAGCAGUGUUUUUGCAUGGCGCCUAAGAUAUGUAAGUUCGGCACCAGGCAAGCUUCCCUGGAGAGAACCUUCCAUAAAUGGGGAGACACCACUAGCCCAAUCUCAUGUUAUCACCCUCUGGACCUCCCAUGGAGGGGGCACAUGAAGAAGGGCAUCAGAUGAUGAUCACAGGGUCAAGGUUGGUUCAUACGGGGGGGAGGCAGUCUCUGAGGUAUGGGGUCCUGAGCCACAUAAUGCUUUAUAGGUCAAAACCAGCACUUUGAAUUGCUCCCAGAAACGAAUUAGUAGCCAGUGCAGUGAGGCCAGGAUUGGUGUAGUGUGCUCACACUAUUUUGCCCUGGUGACCAGCCUGGCUGCUGAGUUCUGCACCAGCUUACCGGUAAGUUGCCAAGCUAUUAUCAAAGGUAUGUAGAAAAUAAUCCAAUAAUCUAACCUAAAGGUUACAAGAACAUGGACAACAGAAGUUAGGCUAUCCCUGUCCGGAUAGGAGCAUACCUGAGCCACCAGCUGAAGCUAAUGGUAGGCACUCUGUGCCACCAAGGGCACUUAUGCCUCAAGCAACACCAAUGGAUCCAAACGGUACCUCUAAGCUACAUACCUGCACUUUCAGAGGAGGUGUGACCCCAUCAACUUUACACAGUUUCCACUUCAUAAAAGUAGAAGUGGUUUACCAUAGGACUAAAAAAACCCGACAUUCAAUAAAACCUCCCAAAACUAGAUCAAAAAGAUAAAAACAAAUCUAUAUAACUAUAUAAAACUGAACAGUGUACAAAACAAUAUUAAGUCCAGUAAAGUGUGGGUAAACGUACAAGCUUCUAAGGAGUGGAUGAAAUUUAUUACUGCCUUUGUCCAAGGAAGUGCAUUCUAGAGGGUGAGUUUAGAGUUUAUAAACUUCAAUAUGGUCACCAAGGGACAAUCUGCUGGUCAUGUAAUAACCAGCAGGAUAUCCUCAGAAAAUCUUAAAGAUCAGUUUAAUUCAGUAGAUCACAUUUAUGACAUUUUCUGAUUCAGCUGUUACAGAGAAAUAGAUCUGGGUGUCAUCAUACACUCCUAAUGAGUGUAUGCCCUCAGCAUAUUGUUUUAUAAUUUUAAAAGUUUUUUUUUUAAUUAAGAAUUAAUAGUUACCACCUGUAAUCUGCAACCUCCUUUCAUGUAAUCAUACAAUUAAAUGACACUGUAAGGUUCGUGGCUUUGCUCUGGAAAGAGGAGGAUGCACUGCUCUGGGUAACCAUAGUAAUUAGAAAGCUCUUUGUGUAGUUGAUCACCAUAUGUAGGGAAAACAGAUGUCAUCUGCAGACAGAAUGCGGAUGAUGCCCCAGCCACAGUUAAUACAAGUAAUAGAGCCAGAUGACUUCAAAUACUUUUCUCAACCUAUCACCACCAGUGGCAUUUCAUCCUAUAAGAAUGGUGCAGCUUCCUCCUUUAGAAGACAAAGCCAAGAAAAAUGCUGAUUGUAAUAAUCUGCCCAAUAUUUUGAACCACUAUUCCGUUCCUACGAAGCAUACUGACCCUCAGUCUGAGGACCAGAAUCACAAAAUUAUAACAGAUGGCUUCACCGUCUUUGGAGAUCCACACUCAGUCACCCUGGAUAACUGUCAUAUGACCUUUCGAUAUUCCAAAGCCCAAGAAACUGAACCGCAGUUUGAGUGCGGCAGAUAUAGAGCAGAUAUAGGAAAUGAAGUAUCCAGUGGUGAAAUGCAUCAGGUUUUGGCAACCUUUGAGAGUUUAAGUAUUACAAGCAAAGACUGUAGUUUUGACCAUCCUGAUGAUUACUUCAGCCAAAGCAAAGUAGUACAUACAGCAGAAAAAUAUGAAUGUUCUCCUUUGGGACAUCAAGAUAGUUCCAAAGCUAAGAACUGGGGGAAAUAUUUUGCAAAGAGGAGUGGCAGCCCUAAGCUACAGUCAAAUAAAGCAGAAUCAUCAGAGGUGAAACCAGAUCCGAACGAACGUACAAAAGAUACUAUGAAUAUUGAACCAGGAAAUACUGAUAUGCAUUCAAGUCUUCAAAGCGAGGUUACAGAACAUCAUGCUUCAGUGAUUACUAUUCCUAAUACUUUGAUGGUUCUUGAACAAUCUGAAAGCAGUAUUUGUACAGCAAUCAACAUGGGAAUGAUGGAAAACGUCACUGUGUCUGAAGCUGCUGAAAGCAAUAGUACGAAAGCAACUCCCAUUAGCCAUAUUACAAUAUCUAGCCAUGAACCAGAUCAGAUCUCCCAUGUUUCUAGACACUCUGCUCAAAGAAAGAGCAUGCCAACUAACUUAAGCCACAGCUUCAACAUUUUUGCUCAUAAAGGGAGUGAAAAUUGUAAAGUAAACAGCAACAGAACCACCUUGGCUCUAAAGGCUAGUGUGUGUACCAAGAUGCCUCAAGAUUUUAUUCUUUGGGGCAAGAGUUCUAUCCAACACCAUGCUAACAAGGUAAAGAAUCCCACUUCUCAUUCUCAAGGACUAGGAUUGUCUCAUGCAAAGACUGGGGUUUCCUCAAAGCUUCAGAAUAAACACCUUCAGCAGGAGAAAUGCCGCUUCGGUCAAAGCAGUCAGAAAUCCCCAAAGCAGAUGCUUCCCAGAAAUUCCAAACAUUUCCCUAGCUCAGGAGAAACCAUUACUCCUUUUCCUGUAAGACAAGCACAGUCUUCCGUAGAAUUCGUAGACCUGAAGUACAGUGACAUGUUCAAGGAAAUAAAUUCAAGUGACAAAGGUCCGGGCAUUUAUGAAAUGUUUGGAACUCCAGCAUAUUCCAGGGAGCCUCAUGGCUGUGAAAACAGUUCCUGCAGGAAUGUGCACUCUGCUCCAGCUGGGAGGCGCACUGCAAUGAAACAUAAAUAUAACCAUCUCAGUGCAAAGAAGAGUGGCAGAAUAAGAAAUGCCCAGAAGAAAACAUGCCCCAAAUCACACAAGAAUUCCCUUGGCAUUAAACAGAAGGAGAAGGAUUUGGGGCAAAAAGGGGUAUCUGGGUUAGAGGGUUGCUGUCAGAAGCAGAAGGAAAGUGUGAUUGACCCUAAAACAGAAGGGCAAAUAAAGAGUGCAGCACCAUUUCAUGAAGAUGACGAUCAGCAGCUGCCAAUUCCUACCGAGUUUACUCUACCAGCUCAACAAAAUGAAGUCAUUCCUAAUUCAAAUUUGUCAACUAUUGAAGAAGUCUCAUUGGAUCACACUUCAGAGGCUGGCGAUGCUUUCAUUAGUAAAGCAUUUGCUAUCAAUGUUCAGGAAUUACUUUGGCCGAAGGUUAAAGUUCAUGCAGAAUAUGCUCCUUUUUUAAACUAUGCAAAAGAUACAAAUGAACCUAUCAUCAUAGCACAGAACAAAAGUUUAAUGCAGACGAAAAUUGGAUCAACUGCUUGCCUUGAGGAUCUGGAUGCAAAUCAGGUUUUGUUCUGUGAUGAUAAUCAAAGGAACCCCCCUGCACUAUGUUUUUCAAACAGAGUAAACUCACCUCCUCCACAAAGGCCACGAGUUGAAAAAGUUGGUUUAUCAACCGAACAGACUUGCCUUCCUGCAAACUCUGUUUCCCAGGAAUAUCCAAACACCCUGAACUGCAGUGAAGAAAUAACUGAAGACUCGUUUUGUUGUUCUGUAUCUGAGUUGCUCUCUCUCGAUAGAGCAGAUGGCAACCAUUCGAGAAUAGCUAUAAAAAAUGCAGAUACUGUGGUACAAAAUGGAAACACUGAGAGUAAAGGAAACAGCGCAGCAAGUGUUAGAAAUUGUAAGGAUUUUUCUCCAGAUUUCCUGGAAUCCAGUAGAGAAAAUAGAUUUCUAAAUGUGGUUACAUUUUCAGAAAACAAUGUAGCUAGUGAAGGACCUAUCCUGUGGACCAAAGGUGAAAUCCUUGGAAAAGGAGCCUAUGGCACAGUUUAUUGUGGACUUACAAGCCAAGGACAUUUAAUAGCUGUGAAACAAGUAGCACUGAGUACCUGUGACCAAAUCGGGACUGAGAAGGAAUAUCAGAAACUGCAAUACGAAGUUGAGAUUUUGAAAAAUCUAACACACAUCAACAUUGUAGGGUACCUGGGAACAAGUUUAGAAGACAACAUAGUGAGUAUCUUCAUGGAAUUUGUUCCAGGUGGUUCCAUUUCCAGUAUUAUUCAUCGAUUUGGGCCAUUGCCUGAAAUAGUAUUUUGUAAAUAUACGAAGCAGAUUCUGCAAGGGGUUGCAUACUUGCAUGAAAACUGUGUGGUCCACAGAGAUAUUAAAGGCAACAACGUCAUGCUGAUGCCCAAUGGUGUUAUCAAGCUCAUAGACUUUGGAUGUGCAAAGCGCUUAGCCUAUGUAAGUCUGACUGAUGCCCACAGCGAACCACUGAAAUCAGUGCAUGGCACUCCUUAUUGGAUGGCACCAGAAGUGAUAAAAGAAUCUGGCUAUGGGAGAAAAUCAGACAUCUGGAGCAUUGGCUGCACUGUAUUUGAGAUGGCCACAGGAAAGCCACCACUGGCUUCCAUGGAUAGGAUAGCAGCCAUGUUUUAUAUUGGUGCUCACAGGGGAAUCAUGCCUUCCUUACCCAACCAUUGCUCGACAAAAGCAGCAGAUUUUGUUCAUCUGUGUUUCACCAGGGACCAGUAUGAGCGACCUACUGCUCUACAGUUGCUGCAGCAUCCCUUCAUGAUUUAAAAACCUCAUGAACUUUGCAAAGGCUUCAGCAGAUGACAGAUUUCCCCCUUACUUAUUGAAGAGGUUAAAUGAAAUUUAACAUUUAAACUUUCAGUUUGAGAAUGGCUAGGCUAUAGUGUGAUUGGUAUGAAAGCUGUGAAAGUUAGAGUUGUAAAUUCUUGUUUUUCAUUUUCAAAUAUAGACAUGAUGCAAUUUCAGGACGGCAAACUUUGUAUCAAAAUGUUAUGGCUGUAGAACACUUAAUCUCAUUUUAAAAUAAAAAUCAGACAUUUUGACAUC